CGCUUGUUCUUUCAGCACACAUCAGUCUCUUGAAAAACAUCGUCACGCAUUAAUAAAUGAACUCGUGAUUGCAGCUUAAGUAUAUAAUAUCGUGCACGGCGAGACAAUAAGUACAAAAAGUGCAUCGAAUGAGUAAUUAGUUAUCUCCUGAUGCGAGCUAAAAGCAGUUCAUUAUCUAGCAGUACAGAUUUAAACGGUUUGGAGAAAAAUACUUUUUUUUUGUUUUGAAUAUCGAAUGGAAAAAUGUUUUUAAGCACGUUGGAGCUAAGCGUGAUCGCAAUAGGUUUAUUAUCAGGUUUGUACUAUUAUCUCGUGGCGAAUUACGACUAUUGGGAAUCUCGUCACGUGAAAGGACCGAAACCCGUUCCUUUUUUCGGUACUGUUAAAAAUUUGAUGUUUGGAAAAUACUCGAUCGGUGAUUACUGCGCACUAGUGUAUGGCGAAUGGAAGAACGAGCCGUUUUCCGGUGUCUACUUGCGUCGGAAGCCAGUCAUUAUUCUACACGAUCUUGAUCUUAUAAAGAACGUUCUAAUAAAAGAUUUUAGUAAAUUCGCCGAUCGCGGUAUCAAGUUCAACGAAAAGGUCGAACCGCUGGCGCCUCAUCUUUUCAACCUCGAGCCCAAAAGAUGGCGACCGUUGAGACUGAAACUGUCGCCGACUUUCACUUCUGGCAAACUCAAAGAUAUGUUUUAUCUUCUCGUCGAGUGUGCCAAUCAUUUGGAAAAGUAUUUAGGCAGUAUAUACGACGCGACUAACGCCCGAGAAAUGAUAAUGGAAGUACGGGAGUUUACGGCUAAAUUUACGACCGACGUCAUUGGGGUCUGUGCAUUUGGGCUUCAAAUGAACGCUAUGGCCGAAGAGGACAGUCCUUUUCGAGUUAUGGGACGACGCGUAUUUUCAUUCAAUUGGAAAAAAUUCGUGCAAUUUCGCAUCAGGGAUGUUUCCCCGAAAUUAUAUGGAAUCAUCGGACCCUUGGUCGUUGAUCACGAGCUCAACAAUUUCUUCAUCGAUACCAUGAAACAAACGAUGGAGUUCAGAAAAAAAAAUAACGUCGUUAAAAAUGAUUUCGUUGAUCUUCUCAUGGCAAUCAAAGACCACCCUCAGAAGAUUGCUGAAAUCGAUUUGACGGACAACUUGAUGGCGGCUCAGCUUUUCGUAUUUUUUCUCGCUGGUUUUGAAACUUCAUCGAGUACAAUGAGCAACGCUUUUUACGAGCUUGCACUGAAUCCCAUGGUUCAGAAGAAGUUGAGAGAAGAAAUAAAAAGCGAAAUGGACAAAACCGGAGGUGUAAUCGAUUACGAAUCAAUCAAGUCGUUGAAGUAUCUUGACAUGGUUUUUCAAGAAACUCUGCGAAAAUAUCCACCUGUAACGGUCCUCAUGCGAAAAUCUUCAGAGCCCUACACCUUCGAGACUUCCUCCAAAGACAAAAUAGUCUCGGUGGAGAAAGAGCAGACAGUUUGGAUACCGAUUUAUGCGAUUCAAAGGGAUCCCCGCUAUUUCCCGAAGCCGGAACUCUUCGAUCCCGAAAGAUUUACCGAAGAGGCAAUAAAAACUCGACAUCCAAUGGCUUAUUUGCCUUUUGGUGAUGGCCCAAGAAAUUGUGUCGGCAAACGAUUUGGUGUAAUGCAGACAAAAGUUGGCCUCGUCAAAAUCUUGCAUCAUUACCGGGUCGAAGCUUGCGAAAAAACGUGCGUACCUUACGAAAAUGAACCCAGAGCCUUUCUACUCGCGCCAAAAAAUGGUAUUUACCUCAAAAUAGUUAAAGAUCAAAUCACCGAUCUGUAGCGCCAGCAAACAAAACCUGUGCAUAACUUUGUAGUAUUUCUGUAAAUACUUCGAGUUUUCACAAUUCCCUGGAAUUUUUAUAUUAUCAGUCAAAUUUUUUAUUCGUACGUGCGCAGUAAGUGUUAUACGCGCACAAAGCUCGUUCAUCAAAUGCAUUAUCAAAUUACUGCUUAUAAUUGCAAAUUUCUCAUGUAAUGUUUAUGACAUAAUAAAAAGAACAACCUUCAUA
Venturia canescens is the source of this 2014-nucleotide messenger RNA. Its product is annotated as probable cytochrome P450 6a14. The transcript has 4 exons. Gene Ontology annotation, molecular function: iron ion binding; oxidoreductase activity, acting on paired donors, with incorporation or reduction of molecular oxygen; heme binding. The record is from RefSeq and is a predicted model, not a curated record. The coding region runs from base 244 to 1785 and encodes 513 amino acids. Lineage: Eukaryota; Metazoa; Arthropoda; Insecta; Hymenoptera; Ichneumonidae.